ACAUCUGAAUGUGUCUGAAUCUUGUUUGAUACCAAAGAUGUGAUGUGUUUUCAGAAAAGUGGCAGGUUUUGUUUUUUGCUGACAUAGCAUACGCGUUUGCGUCGUCAAAGGACUAUUGCUUCAGCAGUUUGACAGCCCGGUUUAUAGAUUGACAGGCAGUGAGCAGAACGAGUCGUAGUCCCGAACUGCGAAAAACACAAUAGUUGGGAACUACUUCUGUGUUUUAAUAAAACAGGUGAUAUAGCAGGAUCAUUUGCUCCUAGAACCCAACUGAUCAUCUCAGAUGUUGUUGUCUUGGACUUGGAUUUAGAGGACAGAAGGCGACAAAUGGACAACAGCUCACGGAAUCUGAGAGAACCAAGCUGGAAUGUCAAGUCAGGAAUAUCUAUUAUAACGCUGGACAAACCAGAAUGUCUAUUAUAUCUGCUAUAACGCUGGACAAACCAGAAUAUCUAUUAUAUCUGUUAUAACGCUGGACAAACCCAGACCUCCAUGGAAUACAUUUUAAAUUGUUCUUUAACCGGGAAUAUCAGGAUGAAAAGAUGGAGUACAGCGGACUAAUUUCCACAUUUAAGUAUUGAAACGGGAAUCUCGGGACUAAAUACAUAAUUGAUAAAACGUCGUAUUGAGCAGGUUAUUCUGUGAUAAAUGACUGGUGUUCAUGGAUGGGUAGAGAACCGAUAACCAUUUUGCAAGGGACAGAGAUGCCAAUAUUAUUGGAACAUUGACACUUGAGGAAAUACAACCUCUAGUGAUGGAUACGGAUGUUAUGAUCUUCAAAUCAGGCAAAUGGAGAGAUAAAUGGCUUUCACCUGAAUAGGAGUUUGAUUUGGAGAGACAGAUUCAGCAUGGAAAUCCCCACUCCCCCUGAACGUUUAGUAGUAUUGAUCAGUAUUAUGUGCUGAGAGUAAGUAUGCACUAUGCAGUGUGUUAAAAUCAUUCAGUAGGAAUUAAUUAGGAAUAAGGAGCAAGUGUUGAUGCACAGUUUCUAUGGCCAAUCCAUGCUUAGCCCAUUGAUUGGUUAAUCAGUCCCAAUUAACUUCCUGAACCUCGACCCACCGCCCCCCAUCGCCUUUGGCCAGGAUGUUGUGCCCCAGGAAGAAGCGCCUUACGAAGGAUGCAGAUUUCUCUGCAUUUGUGGUGCCGUCGAUGCGCGGGUCUGGGUACCUGGACUACACCAUAGAGAGCCACCCGUGUCGAGCCCUCCAGGCCAUGGAAGAGUUCAGACGGCAUGAGAUGCUCUGUGACAUCACCCUCCACGUCACAUAUAAGGACACAACCACUGACUUCAAGGUUCAUAAAGUGGUCCUGGCGUCCUGUAGCCCGUACUUCAAAGCCAUGUUCACCAGCAGCUUUAAGGAGUGCCACGCUUCAGAGGUGACGCUACGUGACGUCUGCCCCCUGGUGGUGGAGAGGCUCAUAGACUUCGCCUACACCUCUCGCAUCACUGUGGGAGAGACCUGUGUGAUGCACCUUCUGCUAUCCUCUAUGAGGUACCAGAUGGAGGAUGUAGCCAGGGCUUGUUGUGACUACCUCACUAAAAACUUGGAGCCAGCCAACGUGAUCGGCAUCGCUCGAUUUGCCGAGGAGAUCGGCUGCACCGAGCUGCACCUGAAGAGCCGCGAGUACAUCAACACACACUUCAACAUGGUGACCAAGGAGGAGGAGUUCUUCAGCCUGACCCACUGUCAGCUGUUAGAGCUUAUCAGUCAGGACAGCCUCAAGGUGCUCUGUGAAUCAGAGGUGUACAAGGCGUGUACUGACUGGGUGCGCUGGGAUUUGGAGAGCAGAGCUCCGUAUCUCCACGCCCUCCUCAAUGCCCUACACGUCUAUGCUCUGCCUCCCAAGUUCAUCAAGAUUCAGCUCCAGUCCUGCCCCAUCCUCAGCAAGGCCAACUCCUGCAGGGACUUCCUGUCUAAGAUAUUCCAGGAAAUGGCUUUGAGGAAACCACUCCCACCCGUCCCUCAUCGUGGAACACAGCUCAUCUACGUAGCUGGAGGGUAUCGGCAGCACUCCCUGUCUUCUAUGGAGGCCUACGACCCCAGGAGGAACGUCUGGCUGAAGCUAGCUAGCAUGGACUCUCCGUGCAGUGGCCUGGGCUCCUGUGUGCUGUUUGGCCUGCUCUACACGGUGGGAGGCAGGAAUCUGUCCCUACAGGAUAACACAGAGUCUAGUUCCUUGUGCUGCUACAACCCCAUGACCAACAAGUGGAGUCAAAACGCCCCCCUCAACAGCCCCAGGAACAGGGUGGGGGUGGCUGUCGUCGACGGGAGCAUUUACGCCGUUGGGGGGUCGCAGGGACCGACUCAUCAUGACACCGUAGAGAGGUACGACCCAGAGGCCAACCGAUGGGUGUUUGUGAGACCCAUGUCAGUAGCCCGUCUGGGAGCGGGCGUGGCCGGGUGUGGGGGAUGUGUGUACGUGGCGGGGGGGUUCGACGGCCAAAACCGCUGGAAUACAAUGGAGAGGUACCAGCCCGACUCCGAUACCUGGCACCAACUGGCCCCCAUGUCCACCGUACGCAGCGGGCUGGGUAUGGUGUGCGUGGACUCGUACCUGUACGCAGUGGGGGGUUACGAUGGCCUUGUCCAGCUCAGCUCUGUGGAGAGGUACAGUGUGGCCAGAGACGUGUGGGAGCCUGUGGCCUCCAUGCGAGAUCGGCGCAGCGCUCAUGGAGUCACCACCUACCAGGGACGCAUCUUCGCUCUGGGUGGUUUUAACUCCACAGGGUUUCUGUCCGGCGUUGAGAGUUACUGCCCUAAUGCCAACCAGUGGACCGCCGUCACCAACAUGUUGUUAGGACGCAGCGGAAUGGGCGUGGCGGUGACCAUGGAGCCCUGCCCGGGCAACCUGCCCGAGGAUGAUGAGGAAGAGGAAGUGGCAUAGAGGAUGAAAGACUCUUAUGUCGCUGGAAAAAUCCACUGAUUUUGUAGCAAACAGGACUUGUUGCCGUAGAAUAAGAAUGAGCAGAAAGGAGUUCGAAGCAAGUGGCGGAUUGCACAGUUACCCAAAGCCACGUAUCACCAAGUAUCACUUAUAUGUUCUGAUCAUUCUCAAUCUAUAUGGAGUAAGGAGGAAGUGGACCAGGGGGAAGAAGUAACCUCACAAAAACCCCAUAGUGACCUCACUAUAAUUAGGGUGCUAGCCAACUUAUCCAAUAUUUAUCCUCUUUCUUUUAAUAUUCAAUAGUUAUUAACCCACUCCUCCUACCCAAACCCCUAUCCCUAAACCUGGCCCCCUACCCUAACUUACCUGAGUUGAAAACCCAUUUGUGUGUUUAUUUUCCUCCACGUACUGUAAAUCAAAUGGAGUCUGUUUAAAUGAAAAUCAAGUGGCGGUAGACACCAGACUCCCCCUGCACCCUGACUUACCUCACCUUCAACCAGGCAGACACAAUGAGAAGAUGGGUGCACGAGAGCCGCCCAUGCCAGUCCCAGAGUUUUAGGUAUUUUCAGAGACUCAUCUAAUUGAAUGUGCCAUCAGGGCCCCUCCAGUCAGUUGACAGCCCGUGACCAAACGUGUAGCCUGGUUCCAACAGGUCUCUGGGGAAAAGUUGUGCCCGACAAAGGAAACGGUGUGCCACCGGGAACUCAUGCAUAUUCAUUGUUCAUUGUAUUAUGUAUUAAAACUUGUGCCUCGCUG
Messenger RNA from Esox lucius (northern pike), 3642 nucleotides. RefSeq names its product kelch-like ECH-associated protein 1a (gene keap1a). Gene Ontology annotation, molecular function: protein binding. NCBI's taxonomy places the organism in Eukaryota, Metazoa, Chordata, Actinopteri, Esociformes, Esocidae. The record is from RefSeq and is a predicted model, not a curated record. The transcript has 12 exons. The coding region runs from base 1084 to 2886 and encodes 600 amino acids.